AGUGUCCAACACCGAAAAAAGGAUGUUGGUACGCGGGCCACCCCUACCCUUUUUAAUGGGGUGGUUAGACUGACGGUAGUAGACACAUGGCUCUCGCGCUCUCGAAUCCGUUCCAUAGUUCUCUUACCGUGCUCUCGUCCUACCCGUCGCCGCCCUUCCCGCCGGUCUCCCCCCCGGCAGCGUCACCGAACGCACCCAGCGCGGCUCGAAAGCGCUUAAACGAAAGCCACCGCACUGAUGCUGCUCAGUUGAGCGCCGUGCCUGAUCGAAGAAGGUCGCGUUUUACUGGUGUUCUCUCGAUCCGACCACAACCCCCCGGAGCAGGACUGGUCCGCCCUUCAGCGCACAGUGUGCUGGCCGUGAGCGUGUGUUCCGUUGUGGCGUGUGGCUUUCGUGUGCGCGUACCGUGCGCGCUAGCGUGAGUGUACGUGCGUCGUGUGUGCGUUUGUGUUUAGUUGGUGCUGCGCCGAAUAGCAAGUGCGCGCGUUUGUGUGUGAGUGUGUGCAUUUAGAGCACACACCUAUCCUUUGUGUGUGCGUGCGUGUGUGUGUGUGUGUCGGAACCGCUCCCUCCCACCACCACCUCCAACCAGCCGUUUCGUUGUUACGUCCCCGUCUGCGGAGAUUUAUAAAGUUCAACGUGAAGAAGAGUCUUUCAACUAAAUAUCAAUAGUCAAGACGCAAAAUGCCGCCAAAAAAGAAAACCGAUUUAGAUGAUCUGAAGCAGGAGCUCGACAUCGAUUACCACAAGAUCACACCGGAGGAACUGUACCAGCGACUACAGACACAUCCGGAAAAUGGUCUGAGUCACGCAAAAGCCAAGGAGAAUUUGGAACGCGAUGGACCAAACGCCCUGACCCCACCCAAACAGACGCCCGAAUGGGUGAAGUUCUGUAAGAAUCUCUUCGGCGGUUUCGCUCUGCUCCUGUGGAUCGGUGCCAUCCUAUGUUUCAUCGCUUAUUCGAUCCAGGCCAGUACCGUCGAGGAACCGGCCGAUGAUAACCUGUAUCUCGGUAUCGUGCUGGCCGCUGUCGUGAUAGUUACCGGCAUUUUCUCAUACUACCAGGAAUCGAAAAGUUCGAAAAUUAUGGAAUCGUUCAAGAACAUGGUGCCCCAAUUCGCUACCGUUCUGCGUGAGGGUGAGAAGCUGACGCUGCGCGCCGAAGACCUGGUCAUCGGUGAUGUUGUAGAGGUCAAGUUCGGCGAUAGGAUACCGGCUGAUGUUCGCAUCAUCGAAGCUCGCAACUUCAAGGUGGACAACUCCUCGCUGACUGGUGAAUCUGAGCCUCAGUCCCGUGGACCCGAUUUUACCCAUGAAAACCCGCUGGAAACCAAGAACUUGGCCUUCUUCUCGACCAACGCUGUUGAAGGAACUGCUAAGGGUGUUGUCAUCAGCUGCGGUGAUCAUACCGUGAUGGGACGUAUUGCCGGUUUGGCCUCGGGUCUGGACACUGGUGAGACUCCGAUCGCAAAGGAAAUCCACCAUUUCAUUCAUCUGAUCACGGGUGUCGCUGUGUUCCUCGGUGUGACGUUCUUCGUCAUCGCGUUCAUCCUUGGUUAUCACUGGCUGGACGCUGUCAUCUUCCUGAUCGGUAUCAUUGUCGCCAACGUACCGGAGGGUCUGCUCGCCACCGUCACUGUGUGUCUGACGCUCACUGCCAAGCGUAUGGCUUCGAAGAACUGUCUGGUAAAGAAUCUGGAAGCCGUAGAGACGCUCGGCUCGACCUCGACCAUCUGCUCGGAUAAGACCGGUACGCUGACCCAGAACCGGAUGACUGUCGCGCAUAUGUGGUUUGACAAUCAGAUCAUUGAGGCCGAUACGACGGAGGAUCAGAGCGGUGUGCAGUACGAUCGCACUAGCCCCGGUUUCAAGGCACUGUCUCGCAUCGCUACACUGUGCAACCGUGCCGAAUUCAAGGGAGGCCAAGAUGGUGUUCCAAUCCUGAAGAAGGAAGUGAGCGGUGACGCCUCGGAAGCUGCUCUGCUGAAGUGUAUGGAACUGGCCCUCGGAGACGUGAUGAGCAUCCGCAAGCGCAACAAGAAGGUGUGCGAAAUUCCGUUCAACUCCACCAACAAGUACCAGGUGUCGAUCCACGAAACGGAAGACCCUAGCGAUCCGCGCUACCUGUUGGUCAUGAAGGGCGCCCCGGAGCGUAUUUUGGAACGCUGCUCGACCAUCUUUAUUAACGGCAAGGAGAAGCUGAUGGACGAAGAGAUGAAGGAAGCGUUCAACAAUGCCUACCUGGAACUGGGAGGUCUCGGUGAGCGUGUGCUCGGUUUCUGCGAUUUCCUGCUGCCAUCGGACAAGUACCCGGUCGGAUUCAAGUUCAACUCGGAUGACGUCAACUUCCAGGUCGAAAAUCUGCGCUUCGUUGGACUGAUGUCCAUGAUUGAUCCACCUCGUGCCGCUGUACCGGAUGCCGUUGCCAAGUGUCGUUCGGCCGGUAUCAAGGUCAUCAUGGUUACUGGUGAUCACCCGAUCACUGCCAAGGCCAUCGCCAAGUCGGUCGGUAUCAUCUCGGAAGGCAACGAAACCGUUGAGGAUAUUGCCCAGCGUUUGAACAUCCCGGUGUCGGAGGUGAACCCACGCGAGGCAAAGGCCGCCGUCGUGCACGGUUCGGAACUGCGUGAUCUGUCGUCGGACCAGCUGGAUGAGAUUCUGCGCUACCAUACGGAAAUUGUGUUCGCACGUACCUCGCCCCAGCAGAAGCUGAUCAUUGUGGAGGGUUGCCAGCGCAUGGGUGCUAUUGUCGCUGUAACGGGCGACGGUGUAAACGAUUCGCCUGCCCUGAAGAAGGCUGACAUUGGUGUUGCUAUGGGUAUUGCUGGUUCGGAUGUGUCGAAGCAGGCUGCUGACAUGAUUUUGCUCGAUGAUAACUUUGCUUCGAUUGUUACUGGUGUCGAGGAGGGCCGUCUGAUUUUCGACAACUUGAAGAAAUCGAUCGCCUACACGCUGACAUCCAACAUUCCGGAAAUCUCGCCCUUCCUGGCAUUCAUCUUGUGCGACAUUCCGCUACCGCUCGGCACCGUCACUAUUCUGUGCAUCGAUUUGGGCACGGACAUGGUGCCGGCCAUAUCGCUGGCCUACGAAGAGUCCGAGUCCGAUAUUAUGAAACGACGGCCUCGUAAUCCGUACCAAGACAAGCUGGUGAACGAGAGACUUAUCUCGAUGGCUUACGGUCAGAUCGGUAUGAUUCAGGCUGCCGCCGGUUUCUUCGUGUACUUCGUCAUUAUGGCUGAGAAUGGAUUCUUGCCGCUGAAGCUGUUUGGUCUCCGCAAGAGCUGGGACUCGAAAGCCAUUAACGAUCUCACUGACUCGUAUGGUCAGGAAUGGACCUACCGCGACCGCAAGACCCUCGAGUUCACCUGCCACACCGCGUUCUUCGUGUCGAUCGUCGUGGUCCAGUGGGCCGAUUUGAUCAUCUGUAAGACUCGCCGUAACUCGAUUUUCCACCAGGGCAUGAGAAACUGGGCCCUCAACUUUGGCCUCGUGUUCGAAACGAUACUUGCUGCCAUCCUGUCCUACACGCCGGGCAUGGACAAGGGUCUGCGCAUGUUCCCACUGAAGUUCGUUUGGUGGCUACCAGCUUUACCGUUCAGCUUGUCCAUCUUCGUGUAUGACGAAAUUCGUCGCUUCUACUUGAGACGCAAUCCAGGCGGCUGGCUAGAGCAAGAAACGUACUAUUAGGUCAACAAAUUUAUAUUUAAAAAGAUUAAUUAAAAAACAAACCAACAAAAACCAACUCCCCCCCCACAAACACACACACAUACACCUCUACACGAACACAUGCAUACUCUAUACAUAAACAGCCAUACAUAACAAAAAAAUGCUCACGGGCAAACACAUGCACCCAAACGAACACACGAACCCACACACACCCAAACAUAUACACCCACACGUACACGCACACACAGAAACACUUCGAACCACGGAGCCUGGUCGGAAGAUGAGGGAGCGCGAGAUUGUGCAACGCUACCAUAGUAUGAGCGAUAGAACGGUGCAACACACAUUAUAAUAAACCAAUAUAAGAAAUCGUGUGGAUAGUUUGCGAGCAAAACACAACAACAACAAAAAACAAAGAAACAAACAAACACAAGAAUAAAUUAAGCAUUAAUACGAACGAAUAUAGUAGUACGACGGUUAAGCAGUUUUAGCACGCCAGAAGACGGAAGCAGAUGUAGCAGUGCAAGCAGGCAGAGAAAGCUAGCUAGCUAGGGUAAGAGACCGUAGGAGCGACCGUAAGCGGAAGAACAGCAUCAUAUAGGAUCGAUAACGAUUCCGCGCACGCAACCACCGCCAUCGCCACCAACCGACCGACGCCUGCCCCAGGAACAAGUUGUGUGUUGGCCCAGAGGAAGCAAAACUCCUUUGCUGCUGCUCCUUGCGAAUCGGGAGAUCCGGGGACCCGGGGUUAGACCGAAACCCUCCCUCUCACUCUGUGUGUGUGUGUGUGUUGUUGUUUUAGUAGGCACAAAGCAGCGCGAGCGCGCGCGUCCGCGCUAGGUCCUUAUGUUGUGUUAUUGUGGUGCAGCCUGCCGUGUUGUGUUUGGCGCCCGAACCUUCCGGUUGAAAACAGUUUGGCGCCCGUGAGAAUACAUCCGGCAGUUGUUGUCCGGCGCUUAAUAAACACUGUCUCUGCUGUGGGAGAGAAAACACCACCUCACAUACGCACACGUGAAUCGAUGAUGGCAAUCGCGGGGGAAGGGGCAAUGAGAAUGGGGAAGGUCUUACAGCCAUAGUUGAGAAUCAUGCUGAUGAUGAUGACGACGUUCGGGGGGACACACGCACAUACGCAUUGCGCACGGGUUUUCCGGUUACCCGGAUGGUAAGCGCAUACUUUGUCAUAUACGGAGGAUUCGUUCCGUUUUUCGUUUCGUCCCCCUACUCUUCAUUUGACCGUAGGUUGGCCGUUCUUUUGCGUCAGGUUGAUGUUGUUUGUUGUUGUUGUCCGUUGACCGAAGUGAAAGACCGAAGUAUUUUUUUUUUCUAUUCCGGCGUGCUUGCUUUCUCAUUGCUCCCAAGCUUCCGUGCUCCAAAUGUUUCGGUGUUGAUGGCGUGUGCGCGUUUGUACGGCGUGUUGCCUGGAUUUUUAAAUGCAUCACGAGUGUAUUUGCACUUUGUUAAUAGGAAGCGGUAUGUGUGUAUGUGUGUGUGUGUGCAGUUUUUCUUCUAAAUGAUACUCCAAUUAAGGAUAUCCAUGCGCAACUGGCUGUCGAAUCGAAUCGCAAGCAGUGUAAUGAUGUUGCCGGUUCCGAUAGCUCUAGAGCUAUCAGCACACAACAAUACUGGUCUAGCUGCGUACUUUGAACCAAGAUCAAGAAAAAGCGGGCAUGCAAAUUCUGCCUAGCACCAAUGCGCCAUGUGCGACAAAGAACACACACACACCAGUAGGUGGGUUUGUUGAACGGUUUAACCAUUUUCCCCCUAGCGCUGGGGAUACUGUUUUCUACUGUUUUCUGAUCGUUUGUUUUUUUAUAUCACUAUUACUAUUAUUAUUAUUACGAUUAAUUCCCAACGCUUUUCCGCUGGCGUUGUAUAGCGCGAGAGCUAUAGUGCAAAUUGUUAGACUAUGAUAUAAGGAGCAAAUGUGUGUGGCCGUGUGCGUGUGAUGUUUGUGUGUGGGGUUUAGGAGAUGGUUUUUAAAACGAUUGUUUUUUUUUUAAAUGUUAUAGUAUGAUUUUCUUCGUUCGUAUCGUUCGCUGUUCGAUUUUUAGUAGCGUGUCGGGUACGGCUCUGAGGUGGUACGUUUUGGGGGUUUAAAGAACUACUUGCUGCCAGCACCAUCGUAUCAUCAAUCCACAAACCGCCAUGGAAAUGCCAUCAUUUUAUAUCUCGUCUUAAAGCCGAGCCCUUCGAAAGGUGGGCUGUUGCGGGUUGGAGGGGGGGUCCGUUUGAGACCGUUUGCCUACAAAAUCAUUGGAAAUUCUGCUAGAUUACGAUGGGGCAUACAUACGCACCGCAACGCGGUUAAGAUGUAAUGUGUAGCUGAUAGAUGUAUGUCUUCGUUACAAGCAUACGCAGCGCAAUUACGCAAUCCUUUCGCUCCCCUACGUUUAGCCCAUUUGGUCGGAGAAUUUGUCGUUACAUCCGUUCGGGCCGAAUCGGGCGCAGUGUGCUAUAGCGCUUACCCCACAAUGCGUCUCGCAAAAUUACGCAGCGGAAGAAAAUCUAUGCUACCGACAAACGCCAUUUGCUAUUAUAGCUGCGCAAUCUGCGAACGAUGGUGGAAAACGGACACCGGUGACCCCCGAUGCGGUUGAACGGUGUCCCUGUGGUUUUUUUUAGUGUUUUUGGCGAUGGGUGAUGUUUCCAAACACCCCACAUUUCGUUGUUUUUUCCCGUUUUUACGAAUAAAUUGAUAUUCAGUAUGGCAGCCCGAAAAGAAAAACAAAGACACCUCUCACAUAUAGGACAGGGACAUGCAAAAAUCUCACACACGCACACACACACUUGUGCACAUACGUGCAUAAGAGAUACACACACGAAAUGAACACACACACACACACGAUGCAAAUGAUUAAAAUCAAUUCGUUGUUAGUUACUGAUGAAGCAAAUGAGAAGAUGGUAAAAUAAAGUAAAUAAUACGCUCGGAACACAUAAUUUAAAAACAAAGAAAAAAAAACCAUAGUACUAGAAUAAAGAAGAAAAAGAAAACAAAAACACAAGGAAAGAAUAAAAACUCGAAGCGUGUGUUUGUGGAUGUGUGUGUGUGGGUGGAAAAUGAAAAAUUUAAAAAAGGGAGGGCGGGCUAUCCCAUGGAAGCUUUGUUUAAGCUACCCAUUACGACCGUAUGGUAGUGCAAACUAAAGCCGAAUAUCCUGCUCUCUCUCUCUCUCUCUCUCUGUGUGACAGUGGAGUAGAGCACGUGCAAUUCUAAUAAUUCGCAGACACAUGCGGCGACGAUGCUGUAAACUAUAUUAUUAACAGUGCAGAAGAAAAUACCCACCCGCGGAACAAAACGAGCAAAACACAGAUACACCCACACACACACACACAAACACGUACAGCUAAUAUGGAAAAGUGGUAGGUUGCGCGAAACAGUCACACCGAGAGAUCGUUGCAAAUAUUAAGUCUUUAAAAAGAGAAAAAUACAUGAAUCACAGAACAAACAAAAAGAAACAAUACAAAACACACACAAUAAAAUGAAAUAGUAAGAAUGUGGUGUAAAAGAAAGAGAAAAAACAAACAAAUUUAACAAUCCGAGCAAAAAGGGCAGAAAAGCGCAGAAAGCUACAAAUAGAAAAGCAAAACAAGAAACAACAUUUGUUAUGUUCAUAAGACAGAAAAAGGAAUAAAACACACAUACACACACACACACACAGUGCAGUGUGCAGAAAGCUAACGAGAGAUAACGUUAAAAGUAGAGGAUUAAAUAAACAACAAAAAAACGCGGAUCUGUUGUUGUUUCAUUCUUGUUUCCUCUCUUGUUUUUCUCUGUGGGAGUUUUUAAACGUGCCAUUGUGCUGUUUGUUAUAAAGUUGUUUUAUUUUUCCUUUUUUGUUUUUUUGUGCAAUUGUUUUAUUGCGAAAGGAUGGGUGGCGUUGUUGUUGUGGAUGUUUGCUGUUUACUAUAUGCAAACGUUUAUGAGUUUUCUUUUUUCUUCUGUUGUUAUCCUGUUCACCGUGCUUCACUCUCUGCUCUCUCUUCGCUUUCGUUCCAAACUGUUAACUGGCGCGAAAUUCGAUACCGCUAAUGAAGCAGCACACAAAACAAUGCUCACAAUGGCAACACGUGCGCGUGUGCAUGUGUGUGUGUGUGGAUCCGAUGAGGCGAACGGAUGUAUCGCGUGUUGUAUUGUUGUGUAGUAACGCUCGUUUAGAAGGCAAAAGUUAGUAACAAACCUGUACGCUUUUUUGUUGCUGACCACUUUCGUUCGAACUUUCUGCUCGCUUAUAAAGCAGAGAGUAAGUAUAAUAGUGUAGUAGGAAGUAUACAGCCGCAACAGCAGCAGCAGCAACAACAAAAGCAAAAGAAAACAAACAAAAAUGAAUAAAGUAAAAAAAAAACAAACGUAAAUCAGCCUAAGUCUUGUUAGUGUUUGAAUUGUAAAGCAGUUUUAGGGAGCUAUAGUAGAGCAGACAGACAAACAAGGAAAGCAAACAGAGGAACGAUCGAUCGAACGAAAAAACGACCCAGCAAAACAUAAAAUCAAAUAAAGCAAAGGAUAAUUAAUGGUGAAAAGAAGGGGGAGGGGGGCGGGGUUGGAGCAGUAGUGAGCAGGGGGAGGAACUAAAAAACGUUAAAUAUAUCGCAGGACUAUGAUAGGGUGCGACGCGAGGACAUGUAGAAGAAAAGAUCAGAUUUAAAUACAAACACAAAAACACACACACACAGACAGAAACAUACAAGCAACGCGUCACAUAAAACUGCCCGAUUGUUGUAAAUGAAAAAUAAAUAAUUAUAUAAUAAAGAUUAAUAAUGCGAUACAACAAAAACCGGCGCCGAGAGAGAUACAUUGGGAAGGCGUGUACUAGCGUAAAGAAAAUGUGAAAAAUAAAAGAAGACAGCAAAACCAUCAGUUACACACACACUCUAUGGAAAACAUGUGCGUGUUUCCGUCUCUCGAUCGGGGCCGAGACACGGAACGAUUUAAAUGGUUUGGGACUAAAACAAAAAGCAAACAGUACCAAACGUAAAGCCCACGCCCAGAUAAAUAAAAAAAGUAAUUAAGUAUAAUAAAUAAUAAAGAAGAAGAAAUACACUCACACACACAGACAUUCACCUAACACACGCGCGCGUGGAAUCGCUCUCCUGCUUAGUCUCUUAAUCAGGUGUCCUAAUCAGGAGCCCGGGUAGUUUGAAGAACCGGCGAAGCGGCGGCUAUGUCGUUAAGCAAUUAAUUAUGUAAACAAAAAAAAAGAGGGUGGAAGAAGAAGAAUAAAAACACAUUUUGAUGAUGAGGAAGACGAUGAUGAUGAGUCUAUUUCGUUACUGCAAACUAGCAAAACGCCUCCUUACGCCGACUAGUUUGCUGAAUACUAAAUAAAAGCAAGCAGAAAUACAAUUAAUAAAGAAGAAAAGCAAACCAUAAGCAUACACAGGCACAGAGAUCCCCACUACACUGAAACACAAAAAUGACACACUUACUUACCUAUUGCCAUCACACAGCCACACACGCACCAAACCUUGCCGGGUGCUGCAUCUGCGGUGUCCGGGUAAGGGAUGGUUUAUUCGUUCGUUGCACCCAGACAUAGGCUUAGUAAACGAGAAAAAGGGAGUAGAUUUGCCACCGUCGCUGCCAUCGCUGCCAUCGCCACCGCUGCCGUAAUUCACUAGCCUCCCUACCACAAAGCCAUACUCACACACCGACACAGAUUUCAGCAUGGUCGAUCGAAGAAUAAACCACACAAAAACGCACAGAACAACCAUUAGUAAAAGAAAGCCAGCAGCAGCAGCAGCAACAACAACAAGUAAAACACACACUAAAAUGUAACAAAAACGAACAAAGAAAAACAAAACAUGAUAAAAACCAAACUAUGAUUAGCUAAAUUUGCAGCAAAGCUCUUGUACGAAAGUAAGUAACACACGUUUAAAAUCAGAAAAUAAGCUCGUUAAAAACAACCAAGCAAAAAGAACGGAAGAGAAAAAAAAAA
This is a messenger RNA of Anopheles stephensi (Asian malaria mosquito), 9593 nucleotides long. RefSeq names its product sodium/potassium-transporting ATPase subunit alpha (gene Atpalpha). Gene Ontology annotation, cellular component: membrane. The record is from RefSeq and is a predicted model, not a curated record. Gene Ontology annotation, biological process: intracellular potassium ion homeostasis; intracellular sodium ion homeostasis; sodium ion export across plasma membrane. The transcript is spliced from 10 exons. Lineage: Eukaryota; Metazoa; Arthropoda; Insecta; Diptera; Culicidae. Gene Ontology annotation, molecular function: ATP binding; ATP hydrolysis activity; P-type sodium:potassium-exchanging transporter activity. The coding region runs from base 685 to 3687 and encodes 1000 amino acids.